This is a messenger RNA of Peromyscus californicus insignis, 285 nucleotides long. Its product is annotated as sorting nexin-3-like. The transcript has a single exon. Gene Ontology annotation, biological process: endocytic recycling; late endosome to Golgi transport. The coding region runs from base 1 to 285 and encodes 94 amino acids. NCBI's taxonomy places the organism in Eukaryota, Metazoa, Chordata, Mammalia, Rodentia, Cricetidae. The record is from RefSeq and is a predicted model, not a curated record. Gene Ontology annotation, molecular function: phosphatidylinositol-3-phosphate binding. Gene Ontology annotation, cellular component: early endosome membrane; retromer complex.
AUGUUGGCAGAAGGUGGAGGCGGUGGAGAGAGUCCGCGGCUGCCACGGCGACAGCGAAAUGGCGGAGAAGGCGAUCACCAAGCCCCAGAGAACCUGAAUGACGCCUACAGACCGCCCAGCUACUUCCUGGAGAUCCACGUGAGCAACCCGCAGGCUGUGGGGGUGGGCCGGGGCCGCCUCACCACCUACGAGAUCUGGGUCAAGACAAAUCUUCCUAUCUUCAAGCUGAAGGAAUCUACUGUUAGAAGGAGAUACAGUGACUUUGAAUGGCUUCGAAGUGAAUAG